UGUGCUUGUUGUCUUUGUCGAUUGGGCGAACUUGGCUCGAAGUUAUACUACAAACAGAGUAUGAUAUUAUGUGCUCGAGAUUAUUUACGAUUAUUUGGCUUAACGGGUACUUGUGCCGCAUGUGACAAAAAUAUUCCGGCAUUUGAACUUGUCAUGCGUGCCAAAGAUAAUGUUUAUCAUUUACGAUGCUUUGCAUGUCAAGUUUGCAAUCAACGGUUUUGCAUUGGUGAUAAAUUUUAUCUAUGCGAGAACAAAAUUCUUUGCCAAUAUGAUUUCGAAGAGCGUAUGACAUUCCAUCAGGCUGCAUAUAACAAUAAAAGUUUAACCGAACUUACCAAAAAUAUCGAACAAUUGGAGAAUUUCGAACCGCUUGAGGCAAAUAUAGUUGGUUCAUAG
Molecule: messenger RNA, 396 nt
Organism: Cercopithifilaria johnstoni
Lineage: Eukaryota; Metazoa; Nematoda; Chromadorea; Rhabditida; Onchocercidae
Source: the annotation of a GenBank genome assembly